Funneliformis caledonium is the source of this 224-nucleotide messenger RNA. The record is from the annotation of a GenBank genome assembly. NCBI's taxonomy places the organism in Eukaryota, Fungi, Glomeromycota, Glomeromycetes, Glomerales, Glomeraceae.
CUGAUGACUUUUACCAACUUAAUAGUAUUCUCGUCAAUUGGGAUAAAUCCGUAUUACUUACUUCAGUACUGAUAGUAUCAUCUAUACACUUUAGACUAGCACACAAUGAAGAAUGGAUCAAACCAAUGGAUCCCAAAUCAUCUACUCGGUAUCUCGCUCAAAGUAGUCUUCAACUCAGUCCUCUUGCCAAAAAUACUAUAUCGCACUCAAUUAACUUUCCUUGA